Messenger RNA from Closterium sp. Yama58-4, 1587 nucleotides. Lineage: Eukaryota; Viridiplantae; Streptophyta; Zygnematophyceae; Desmidiales; Closteriaceae. The record is from the annotation of a GenBank genome assembly.
AUGUCAGAUGUUACACCAGUUCCUCCGUUAAAGUCUCAGAGCCCUAUAGGCACAGGUGAUUAUGCUGACUGCGGAAGCCCCAGGCACACAGAGAGUUGCGGAAAUGGCUCUAUAUUGAUGCCUGAAACUUCCGCCGAUUCCCCUUCUUCCGCCCUCAAACCCUCUUCUUCCGCCUCCCCUUCCGCCUCCGCCUCCGCUUCCGCCUGCGUCCCCGCGCCGGCUCCCCCUGCGCGGAACGGGCUCGUUCUCCCCGGGCGCGCGUCCCUGGACACCCUGCAGGCCUCCCCCGCUCCCCCGCUCGCGCUGGCCAACCCCCGCCGGCUCGCCGCGCGGAGAAGCGCCAGCAGCGGGGAAAACUCCGCGGGGCUGUCCCUGAUCAACCGCCGAACCGCAGCUGCAGGCUCGGGAAGAGGCUUGGCGAGCAGGCGCGAGGUGCCGGGGCUGAACAGGCCCGGGAGGGGCCCGGGGGGGUUUAAACUAGAUAUGGGCGCGCUUCAGCGGAGCAGGGGGGAGCGGGAUUUCGCGCGGGAGGCGCAGGAGGCGCAAGCCAGGCGGGAUCGAUUCGCGUUCUUCGAAAAGGACUGUAGCAGAGUGCUGGAGCAUGUUUACGUGGGGAGCGACUUUGUAGCGAGAAGCAGGGAGGUUCUUAAGGAGGCGGGGAUCACGCAUGUGCUGAACUGCGUGGGGUUUGUGUGCCCCGAGUAUUUUCCAGAAGAGAUUAAGUACAAGACGCUCUGGCUGCAGGACAACACGGGAGAGGACCUGGUGUGCGUCUUAUACGACGUGUUUGACUACAUUGAGGCCGUGCGGGCUGCCAAGGGACGGGUGUUCAUCCACUGCUGCCAGGGCAUCUCGCGCUCCACCUCGCUCGUCAUUGCAUACCUCAUGUGGCGUGAGGCCAUUCCCUUUGGAGACGCAUUUAAACGAGUGAAGGCACUGAGAGCUGUAGCCAACCCCAACAUGGGCUUCGCCUGCCAGCUGCUGCAGUGGCAGACGCGCAUCCUCCCCCCCUCCGCCCUUGACCCGCCUCCCACGCCUCAACCUCCCGCUCUCCCCGCUGCUGCUCCUGCGGCAGCACCUGCUCCUGCUUCUGCUGUUGCUGGUGCUGCUGGUGCUGGUGCUGGUGCUGGUGCUGAGGGAUCAGGGGCGGCAGAGGGAUCAGGGGCGGCAGAGGGAUCAGGGGCGGCAGAGGCAUCAGGGGCGGCAGGCGCAUCAGGGGCGGCAGGCAGCUGCCACAUGUACCGCAUGGCACCGCACUCGCCGUACGACGCGCUGCACUUGGUGCCGAAAAUCACCGCCCUCUCCCGCCACUCGCUCGACCCACGAGGGGCCUUCAUUGUUCAGAUACGGACAAAAGUGUACUGCUGGCGGGGCAGGGAGUGCCACCCGCUCAUGGCCAAGCAGGCCCUCGCAGCUGCCGCCCAGAUCAUUAAAUACGAACGGCUGGGGGAGGUGGCAUCUGCUGGUGGUGGGGAGGUGGCAUCUGCUGGUGCUGGGGAGGUGGUAUGUGCAGGAGGGGAGGUGAUAUUUGGGGAAGGUGGGUCCUGUGAGCAGGGAUUGCAGGGAGGGAACCCGCAGAUUCGCUAG